Messenger RNA from Mucor mucedo, 3879 nucleotides. RefSeq names its product P-loop containing nucleoside triphosphate hydrolase protein. Lineage: Eukaryota; Fungi; Mucoromycota; Mucoromycetes; Mucorales; Mucoraceae. Gene Ontology annotation, cellular component: membrane. The transcript is spliced from 7 exons. Gene Ontology annotation, molecular function: ATP binding; ATP hydrolysis activity; ABC-type transporter activity. Bases 1 to 3879 code for a protein of 1292 amino acids. The record is from RefSeq and is a predicted model, not a curated record. Gene Ontology annotation, biological process: transmembrane transport.
AUGUAUUACAUUUUUGGGGAAAGUCGCGGGAAAAAUUUGCUCAAACGUAUAUACCUUGGUAAUAGUUUCUCAAUUAAUAUGCAGGGUCUGUUAGGAGCGGUGUCACCUAUUCUAUUUUUCUCUACGCCCUUCUUUUUAAAGCGCUUAUUGAUUGUGAUUCAAGAGAUUACAUCCGGAGAAGGGGAUACAAGCUCGUACUUGAGAGGGUUGGUCUAUAUUCUUGGAAUGUCAAUUUUUAUCGUAAUCAGCAAUCUAUUAGUUGGACAAUUGUGGUUUUUUGCACAAUCCGAUUCGCAAACACGUAUCAAAUCUAUGUUAAAUAUGGAGAUCUAUCGCAAAACAUUGCGUCGCAUGGAUACCACUGUGAUGGCCGGGGCUAAAAUAAAUAUAAAAGAUCAGAUCAAAAAGGAUAAUGGUGAAAUCGAGGAGAACGAAGUCAGUUCAAUGACCGGCAUGAUUGUUAACUUAAUGAGCACGGAUUCCUCUAGAAUUUCAGAUUUUGCAUCGUUUUGGUCCAUUCUUAUUGAAGCUCCCAUGCAACUUUGUAUCGGUACCUAUUUUUUAUUUACUUUAUUGGGUUGGUCCUCCAUUUUGGGUUUGGCUGUUAUGAUCGUUGCGGUACCUAUCAACCACCUCAACUCAAAAUUACAAAUUGGUACACAAACCAAACUCAUGAAAACACGCGAUAAAAGAGUCUCUUUGAUGAACGAAGUUUUACAAGGCAUUCGUCAAAUCAAGUUUUUCGCUUGGGAAUCCAAUUGGACUAAACGUAUUCUGGAAAUAAGAAAUAUUGAACUCGGUCACCUUCGCACCGUCUAUUUUAGUGAAGUGAUUUUCGGGCUAUUGUGGCAAGGUACCCCUCUUUUAGUUACCACUGUUGCUUUUUGGUCAUUCACAAAAUUAGAAGGGAAAGAGUUAACAGCACCCAUCGCCUUCACUUCCAUGACUAUUUUUCAUGAGCUCAGAAGCUCACUUACCAUCAUUCCCGAAACAAUUAUUCAUUUGUUCGAGACACUCAUCAGUAUAAACCGAAUUGAAAGUUAUUUAUCAGAAGACGAAAUCUCGGACGAUCACCCUAUAUCAUCUGAAUUUUGUAUAGGAUUUAAAAAUGCAACAAUUACCUGGCCAAAAUCAAUUUCCUCAGAUUAUGCAUUUGUAUUGAAAGACCUCAAUGUUAUUUUCCCAAAAAAUCAACUUUCGCUCAUCUGCGGACCCACAGGCUCGGGCAAGACCUUACUCAUGCUGAGUCUACUGGGUGAAACAGAAGUUAGCAAAGGGUUGGUAUUGUGUCCUAGCCACAUUUCUUUGUCAUCUAGUCUGGAUAGUUCCAUCUUUAUAACAUCAAUCAAGCCUCUCAAAGACGCACCGAUUGUCCCAGAAGAUUGGAUUCUUCCAUAUGCAGUUGCUUAUGUGUCUCAAACCGCCUGGCUACAAAAUGCUUCCAUCAAGGACAAUAUCUUAUUUGGUUUACCGUAUGUUCAAAACCGCUACAAGGCUACUUUGACCGCCUGUGCUUUAGACAAGGACUUGUCAUAUUUGGAAGAUGGCGAUACUACAGAAAUUGGUGAAAAGGGAAUUACUUUGUCUGGUGGACAGAAGGCGCGUGUUGCUUUAGCAAGAGCUGUUUACUCUCGUGCGCAAAAUGUCAUGAUGGAUGAUGUAUUAAGUGCAGUAGAUGCACAUACCGCGAAACAUUUAUACAAAAACUGUCUUCUGGGCCCACUAAUGAGCGGUCGAACUCAGAUUCUGAUCACGCAUCAUGUCAAUUUAUGUAUCCAAGGGGCAGCACAUGUGGUUUUUGUCAAAGAUGGUCGUAUGGAAUUAUCAGGAUCUCCUGCUGAAUUAAAAAAGAACGAUCAAUUGUCUAUGAUUUUUGAAGAAAACGUUCAAGAAGGUGAAUACGAAGAACAAGAAGACGAGUCGCCAGUUAUUGCAGAGAUACAAAGAACCGAUGACAAACCAAAGACACUAGUUCAAGACGAAGGUCGUGCAAGUGGCACAGUCAAGAUGAGACUUUACCAAUUGUACAUAAGAUUAGUGGGUAACUGGUUCUUUUGGACAUGUAUUAUUUUGGCAAGUGUCGGUGUCAAAAGUUUAGACAUUCUUUCCAACUGGUGGUUAAAAAAAUGGGCCCAAUCCUACGAAACAUCAACUGAUAAUUUCAUUCCUACCCACAUUUACUCUGGUCUCAAUCAAUUGGCAGCUACACCAGUUAUUAUUUCUAAAGAAGAUGCUUCCAAAAGUUUAAAUAGAUAUUUAGGCAUCUACAUCAUGAUGAAUCUAGCCAAUAUCGUAUUGAGCGUUUUACGGUACGCCUACAUGUUUUAUGGUGGUCUCCGUGCCAGCAAAAAACUCUAUGAACAACUCUUGGACCGUGUUUUUCACGCACCCCUUCGUUUUUUUGAUACAACACCCGUUGGCAGAAUUAUUAAUCGAUUUUCCAAAGAUAUUGAAACCAUUGAUUCUAGUGUCUCCAUAGAUAUCAUGCAGUUCUCUGUUAAGACCAUCAUUGUUCUAUCCAUUGUGGUAGUAGCCAUUACAGUCCUACCCGCUUUAGUCUCACUCAUGGCCAUAACCGCUAUUUUUAACAUUUACUACGGAUUGAAAUUUGUUGCUGCUUCACGAGAGCUUAAAAGAAUGGAUUCCGUCAGUCGAUCUCCCUUAUUCACCCUCUUUAGCGAAACCAUCGUCGGUGUCACCACCAUUCGUGCCUUUGGUAUGUCACAACACUUUAUGCUGGAUAUGCUUCAUCGGAUCGACGUCAAUGCAAGGCCCAUGUUUUAUGCGUGGACAAUUGGUCGUUGGGUCAGUGUUCGCAUAUCCAUGAUGGGUGCUGUUGUGUGUCUUGUAACAGGUGUAACCAUCUUGUUUAAUCUAGACCGUGUAGACGCGGCAACUGCUGGUUUCUGUUUGAGCUAUGUUCUCGUGUUUACAAACAUGAUGUAUUGGACAGUUAGAAGGUAUACUCAGGUUGAAAUGAGUUUUAACGCGGUUGAACGUAUUGUUGAAUUCUUGGAGAUGGAUCAAGAAGCACCUUCAAUCACCGAUGUCAGACCCCCGUCUGAGUGGCCUAGUAAGGGGUCCAUCCAAGUAAAUAAUCUGCAUGUAAAAUACGCAGAUGAUCUCGAAACUGUCUUGAAAGGACUUACAUUUACUGUCAGGCCCAAGGAGAAGAUUGGUAUUGUUGGAAGAACAGGAAGUGGUAAAUCCACUUUAGCACUUGCCUUUUUUAGAUUUAUUGAAGCAUCUGAAGGCUCCAUCAUUAUUGACAAUGUAAAUAUUGCGGAUAUUGGAACCCAAGACUUGCGUAGUAAUUUGACUAUUAUUCCUCAAGAUCCCGUGCUAUUCUCAGGCACACUUGGAUCCAACAUGGACACAUUCAACGAAUUCUCCGAAGACGAGAUUUUUACAGCGCUACGUCGUGUACAUCUAUUGGAUGAGGAAACUUCUGAUCAGGAUAGUGUAUUUCAAAACCUCAACACACCUGUCAGUGAGGGCGGUCAAAACUUCUCACAGGGUCAAAGACAACUUUUAUGUCUUGCACGUGCUCUAUUAAAAAACCAAAAGAUUGUACUGAUGGAUGAAGCAACUGCAAGUGUGGAUUUCAAAACAGAUAAAGCGAUCCAAAAAACAAUAGCACACGAGUUUGCAGAAAGUACAAUUCUGUGUAUCGCGCAUCGUCUGAAUACAGUCAUUGAGUAUGAUCGUAUCUUGGUAUUAGAUCACGGUAAGGUUGUUGAAUUUGAAAGUCCGUUAACUUUGUUACGGGAUACAGAUUCUGCAUUUCAUAAGAUGUGUCGUCACUCGGGUGAAUUUGAAUAUCUUUUGGAACUUGCUAGAGCAAAGCAUGAAUUAGUAGAUAUAAGUCUUGCACAAUGA